Molecule: messenger RNA, 1092 nt
Organism: Symbiodinium pilosum
Lineage: Eukaryota; Dinophyceae; Suessiales; Symbiodiniaceae
Source: the annotation of a GenBank genome assembly
AUGUCCCCAGAGCUGGCAAGAGACAUUGAGCAAGAGCUGGCAGCGCUCAAGGAAGCCGAAGGUGGUGGACCGCUCAUUGGCUCCACCGGAAGCCGUCUCCUCUCUGGCAACUCGGCUUUCAGCGAGGAGCUGGAGCAGGAGCUCGCCCAGUUCCAUCGCGCUGAGGCGGCCUUGCUGUUCAACUCCGGAUUCGACUUGAACCUGGGUUUCUUUGCUUGCGUCCCCCAGCCUGGUGAUGUGGUGCUUUAUGACGAGCUGAUCCACCAAUCCGUACGCGAGGGUAUGAAGCUGUGCCGCGGCAGGGCCAUCCAGUUUCGCCACAAUGACAUCUCUGCUCUUCGACAAGCUGUGGCAGAUGUUCUGGCAGGAGCCUAUGACCGGAGACCGAACAUCAUCAUUGCUGUCGAAUCCGUGUACUCCAUGGAUGGGCACUGUGCCCCCCUGGCUGAGUUCUGCGACAUCGCAGAGUCCGCAGGAGCAUCCUUGGUGGUAGACGAAGCGCAUGGAACUGGCGUAUACGGUCCAGAGGGGCGUGGCCUGGUGUCGGAACUGGGCUUGGAGAGUCGCGUCUUUUGCCGUGUGCAUACCUUUGGCAAAGCCCUUGGUGUCCAUGGGGCCGUAGUCGUGGGACCCAGGGUUUUGUGCGACUAUCUCCUCAACUAUGCAUGGUCAUUGGUGUACUCUACGUCCUUGCCACUCCAUUCGCUUGUGGCAGUUCGGUGCGCCUACUCCUUCAUGCGGCGAGAGGCCUCGAAGCGCCAGCUUCAUCUGCAAAGACUCAUUCAGACUUUCCAAAAGCGGCUAACAAGCCUUCCUCCAGAUCAGGUCUUGCAAAGCAGUUCUCCGAUUCAGGGACUUAUCGUCCCAGGCAAUUCUGCAGUCAUGGCAGUAGCCAAGAAUUUGAGAGAGAGGUUUGAUGUGCUCCCUAUCCGCUCACCCACCGUUCCAGCAGGUAAGGAGCGCCUCCGGAUUAUUUUACAUGCUCAUAACACGGAAGAGCAAGUUCAUGCUUUGAUGAAUACCUUGGACUCAUGUCUUCAGCGUCUUCAGCCAGACGGCCAGCUCCAAACCCCUCCAGCCGCCAGACUUUGA